AUGACGAAGGCCGACACGCUCACGAUCGACCUCAAGACAACUGAAGAGGAGAAAGACGGUUUACGAGAGAUGUACGAGAAGAUUUGUUUAACAAUGGAACAGAAGGAGAGUGAACAGUCCGCAAGAAAUGAAAAGGAAGCUGCAGUUGAAGAAGAGCUCAAGAAGACUAAAGACGAACUGGAGCGAGCCCGGGAGAAGUCUGACGAAUUGGAAAGGGAACUGUCGGCGGUGCAAGCAGAGCUCAAGGAAGCCGAAGCGAAUCUGGCGAGUCAAAGAGUUGAUAUGGGAGAAACACAGGAUAGGAUCAAUCGAAUGGAAGAGGAACUUUUUGCUGCUCGGUCCGAGCUUGACAACGCCCGUUUUGGCCUUCAAGAAACAACUGCUGUGAAAAAGGAGCUGGAACACCUGAAGGAAGAGCUGGAGAUUGAACGAUCAUCUGGAAGAGCAAAGUGGGAAGAGGUGUGCAAAAAAGUUCUGGAAGGCGAAUCAAGCUCAUCUGAAAGUAGAAAGAACUCUCUCGAGGUGCAACAUCUUGAAUACAUAACAGCAUUCGAGGAGAAGAUCACCUGUCUGGAGAAAGAGCUGCAGGAAGCAAAGGCGAAGAUUGAGCAAGACAAAGCAGAAAAGAAGAAGCUGAAGGCGGCGCUGAAGCAGGUACGAGAUCGAGAGAGGCCCCGAAACGAAUUCGCUGAAGUGCAGCAACAAUCAGUGACUGAAGUGCGACAAAGUGUGAUCCUUCCUGAAUCCCUGCAAUCUUCUGCAACUCCGGACUCAUCCUCAGCCUCUCAACAUCAAUCACAAUCAGAUCUCAACGUGGACCAGCUCAGAAUGGCACUAAAGGAGCUGGAACUUGAAAAUCGCCUAUCUCGGGAGUUGAACACGGAGUACAGUCAUACAAUGCUUGAAAUGGAGAAGGAGGUCUUAGGAUUGAAGGCUCAAAUCACUUCAUUACAUGGAGAAUCAGAACAUUUCGAGAUGGAGCUGAAGUUGCAUGAAAUGCUUGAGGCGGAGUUGGAGAAGGAACUGUCGGACGUAAGGAUGAAAAAUCAGGAGCUCACAGAAGCCAUGCAGAGCCACGAGGAUUCCAUGGAGUUCUUCGCUGGGAAAACGUCUAGUGAAUCAGCGAAGAACGAAGAAACCAUGAACGAACUCAUGGCAGAAGUCCGUGGACUCCGCGAACAAAACGUUAUGAUGCAGCGACAGUUGAAAGCUGCUGCAGAAAAAAUUGCUCAAGAGCAGAAUUUCUUAGCUCAGGAACGAGAGCACUUCUCUGACAUAGAUAAAGCACAUAGUGAAGAAGUGCGAGAAUUGUCGAUCACACUGGCAGAUGCUCGCCGUACGAUUUCGGAUAUGGAAGUGCGAUUGUCCGAAGCAGAGAACCACUUCGCGGAAAGUCAGGGUCUAGUGAACGAACUAAAGAGAGCACUGGACGAGAAAUCGCGAGAAAUGGCACAACUACAUCGUGAACUCACCCGUCUGCAAGAAGCCGAACACGUUCAGCAAACUGCCCUUCUACGAGCUCCAAGCACCACAUCUGAGAUUGUGGCCAGUGUACUUGUCGGUGAAACGGAAUCGGUUCGACUAGACGCUAAUCGGGAGGCUGGCACUGAACCACCUGAGAGUAAAAAUGCGCCUGAGACAAAGUCAACGGCCGUUCCUCCUGGAUCAUCGCCAACGGAGGCCGAUGGAACUACUCGGGCAACUGUGCCGUCUGGAAACGAUCUGUUCGCUGAGAAUUUGAUUCUACGACAGUGCAUAAACGAGACUAGCCAGAUGCAGAACGAUCUUACACAGGAUGUUGAAAAAAUGUGGCAGUUAAAAACAGAACUUGAAAAUGCGGUCGAGGCUCUCAAAGGCGAAAUCUGGUCUCUGAAUGGCCAGCUAAAAGCGUCUAUACUCGAUCGGGAACAGCUGCAGGACCGAGUUGUACAGCUGGAUUCCUCUCUAGCAGCGGAGAAGAAAAGAGCCGAUGCUCUUGACUGUGAGCUUUCAGAGCAGACUGAACUGACAGAAAAGGCUUCCCGUCAAGCUGCAGAAGCUGAAAAUGAGAGCAAUCGUCGUCUAGCUGAAUGUCUUGAGAUGGAGACUCGAAGAGAGCAGGUGGAGAAGGCGUAUGCUCAGCUCAGCGAGUACUACAGUCAACUACAGGCUGCUUACAAUGUAAUCUAUGCUAAACUGAAGCAGAUCGAGACGGAGAAGUCUUUAGUCGAGAGUGAACAACAGACUGCCAGUUCAUCUGCACGCGACCAAAAUGUCGAGCAUGUGCGUCGGACCACUAUUAAUCGUCUGUGA
Cooperia oncophora is the source of this 2292-nucleotide messenger RNA. NCBI's taxonomy places the organism in Eukaryota, Metazoa, Nematoda, Chromadorea, Rhabditida, Trichostrongylidae. The record is from the annotation of a GenBank genome assembly.